AUGUCUACCGGUUACAAGUACAUUGCCAUCGUCGGUGCUAGUGGCAGCAUUGGAAAGAUAAUUCUCAACGGCCUGAUCGAGUACUCCCUGUUCUCUAUCACUGCCAUCACCCGCAAAGAAAGCGAAGCUACCUUCCCUCCCGGUGUCACCGUCCGCAAAACCGACUUCUCGGAAUCUGAUCUCGAAGCGGCCUUCAAGGGCAAGGAUGCCGUAAUUUCCACGGUCGGAGCUACGGGCUUCGCUGAGCAGAAGAAGCUUGUUGAUGCAGCUCUUCGUGCCGGAGUCAAGCGCUUCAUCCCGUCCGAGUUCUCCGCCAGCAACCAGAACGAGAACGUUGUGAGGCUGUUGCCUCUGUUUGGCCAAAAGACAGAGGUUCUCAAGUAUCUAAAGACCAAAGAGUCUGAGGGACUCAGCUGGACCGGUAUCGUUCCGUCGCUUCUGUUCGAUUGGGGCCUCGAGAACGGCUUCCUGGGAUUUGAUAUCUCUAACCGCAAAGCCACGAUCUGGAACGGGGGAAACAAGAAAUUCACCCUUAGCAAUGAGAAGCAGCUCGCACAGGCCGUGGUAUCUACCCUCCAACGCCCCGAAGCGACUAAGGAUCAGUACCUAUUUAUUGCGUCAGUUGAGACCAGCCACAAGGAACUUCUCGCCGCUUUGGAGGAGGCCACGGCUGCUAAAUGGGACGUCACAAAGACUACGACUGACGAGCAGGUUAAUGACGGAAUGCAAAAGCUUGGAGCUGGUGAUUUCAGCGGCGCGUUCAACCUGGUCCGAGCUAUCUCUUUCGGUAAUAUCCCUGGUUUGAAUGCAAAUUAUAUAAGGGAUGAGAGACUUGGGAACGAUGUGUUAGGAUUGGAGCUGGAGAGUGUCAAGGACACCGUGAAUCGUGUUGUGAAGAGCUCAGGCUAGACGAUUAAAGAUGUUGUGACCAACUAAGAACUCAAGAAUAGAGCUGACCAGAUAAGUAGGGUUUGGUGUGCUGCUGGCUACGUUCAAGUAUGUACCCACAUACAACCACUCUUGAAGAAUAACAAUUUCUGUCAGCUUAAUAGACGACACAAGAAAUGGCAUUCCUUGUCCGCGGGAUAAGUCUCAAUAAAGAAUUUCCAAGCUCCAUCGUUGCCGCAUGUUCAUAAUGUUAGACCGGACGAAUUUAAGCAAAGGCAUGGAGAUGUUAGAACGAG
This is a messenger RNA of Aspergillus melleus, 1184 nucleotides long. Its product is annotated as aromatic alcohol reductase. The transcript is spliced from 3 exons. The coding region runs from base 1 to 909 and encodes 302 amino acids. Gene Ontology annotation, molecular function: oxidoreductase activity. Lineage: Eukaryota; Fungi; Ascomycota; Eurotiomycetes; Eurotiales; Aspergillaceae. The record is from RefSeq and is a predicted model, not a curated record.